Leptonychotes weddellii (Weddell seal) is the source of this 1906-nucleotide messenger RNA. RefSeq names its product G protein-coupled receptor kinase 7 (gene GRK7). Gene Ontology annotation, biological process: protein phosphorylation; regulation of signal transduction; signal transduction. Gene Ontology annotation, cellular component: cytoplasm. The record is from RefSeq and is a predicted model, not a curated record. Lineage: Eukaryota; Metazoa; Chordata; Mammalia; Carnivora; Phocidae. Gene Ontology annotation, molecular function: ATP binding; rhodopsin kinase activity.
AGCCUUCCUUUUCUUUUCCCGGGAGCAUACCCUGUGUUCAGCCAUGGUCGACAUGGGGGCCCUGGACAACCUGAUCGCCAACACGGCCUACCUGCAGGCCCGGAAGACCUCGGAUAGAGACAGCAGGGAGCUGCAGCGGCGGCGCCAGAGCCUGGCCCUGCCCGGGCCACAGAGCUGCACCCAGCUGCGCCAGUCCCUGCCCCAGGACUUCAACGGCCUGUGCGAGCAGCAGCCCAUCGGCCGCCGCCUCUUUCGGGACUUCCUAGCCACGGUGCCCCCAUACCAAGAGGCUGUGGCCUUCCUCGAGGAGGUGCAGAGCUGGGAGCUGGCUGAGGACGGCCCCGUCAAGGGCAGCAUGCUGCAGGGGCUGGUGGCCACUUGUGGGGCUGCCUCUGCUUCAGGGCACCUGCACCCCUUCCUCAGCCCAGCGCUGGCCGCCAAGCGCCAAGCAGCCACCGCCGAGGAAGGGCAGCUGGUCCUGGUAGCACAGGCCAAGGCUGAGGUCACGGCCUUCCUGCAGGCCCAGCCCUUCCAGGAUUUCCUGGCCAGCCCCUUCUAUGACAAGUUCCUGCAGUGGAAAGCCUUUGAGAUGCAACCGGUGUCAGAAAAGUCCUUCAACGAGUUCCGAGUCCUGGGGAGAGGUGGUUUUGGGGAGGUGUGUGCUGUCCAGGUGAAAAACACUGGUAAGAUGUAUGCCUGUAAGAAACUGGACAAGAAGCGCCUGAAGAAGAAAAAUGGCGAGAAAAUGGCUCUUUUGGAAAAGGAAAUCUUGGAAAAGGUCAACAGCCCUUUCAUCGUCUCUCUGGCCUACGCCUUUGAGAGCAAGUCCCAUCUCUGCCUGGUCAUGAGCCUGAUGAAUGGGGGAGACCUCAAGUUCCACAUCUAUAGUGUGGGCAUGCGGGGCCUGGCCAUGAGCAGGGUGGUCUUCUACUCGGCCCAGAUGACCUGUGGAGUGCUGCACCUCCACUCCCUCGGCAUCGUCUACCGGGACAUGAAGCCUGAGAACGUGCUUCUGGACGACCUCGGCAACUGCAGGCUGUCUGACCUGGGGCUGGCCGUGCAGAUCCAGGACGGCAAGCCUGUCACACAGAGGGCUGGAACCAAUGGUUAUAUGGCUCCUGAAAUCCUAAUGGAAAAAGUGAGUUAUUCCUACCCUGUGGACUGGUUUGCAAUGGGAUGCAGUAUUUAUGAAAUGGUUGCUGGACGAACACCAUUCAAAGAUUACAAGGAAAAAGUCAGUAAAGAGGAUUUAAAGCAAAGAACCCUGAAAGAAGAGGUCAGAUUCCAACAUGAUAACUUCACAGAGGAAGCAAAAGAUAUUUGCAGACUCUUCUUGGCUAAGAAACCAGAGCAACGUUUAGGAAGCAGAGAAAAGUCUGAUGAUCCCAGGCAACACCCUUUCUUCAAAACCAUCAAUUUUGCUCGCCUGGAAGCUGGCCUAAUUGAGCCCCCAUUUGUGCCAGACCCUUCAGUGGUUUAUGCCAAAGACAUCGCUGAAAUUGAAGAUUUCUCUGAGGUUCGGGGAAUUGAAUUUGAUGAUAAAGAUAAGAUGUUCUUCCAAAGAUUUGCAACAGGUGCUGUCCCUAUAGCAUGGCAGGAAGAGAUUAUAGAAACGGGACUGUUUGAAGAAUUGAACGACCCCAACAGGCCUGCAGAUUGUGGGGAUGGUAAUUCAUCCAAGUCUGGUGUGUGUUUGUUAUUAUAAGUUGUUCUCUCCACCAGAUAGGCAGCAGGAAUCUCAGCUGACAUAAUCCUCGAACGUUCCUAACACAUGAAAAUCUGUUGAAUGAGGACUGAUCAAUCAGGAGGGGCAUUUCAACCAUAGAACAGUUCAAAGGACAGGUGAGCUCACCACUAGGACACAUUUUUCUCCCCUCUCCCCUCCCCUUCUCUCCCCUCUCUCCUU